UUCCUCCUCGGAAGGGCUGGGGCUCCACUCGGCAGGGAGACCGAAACGCUGCACUGAGCGCUCGCCACCGCCCAGCGUCUCCUGCGCGUCUCUUAUCUCAUCGCAGAGCAAGCCGGAGCGAAAGUGGCCCCGAGCCCCGCAGUGGAAGGGGUGCUCGUUUCUGGCUUCUCUGGCGUGCUCCCCGCUCCCCUCCCUCCCCACCUGGGUGCGAGCCGGUGAGAGCGAUGGAGCGGAGAGCCUGGAGUCUGCAGUGCACUGCUUUCGCUCUCUUUUGCGCUUGGUGUGCAAUGAACAGUGUCAAAGCGAAGAGGCAGUUUGUGAAUGAAUGGGCUGCGGAGAUCCCCGGGGGACCUGAGGCAGCCUCGGCGAUAGCCCAGGAGCUAGGCUAUGACCUUUUGGGCCAGAUUGGAUCACUUGAAAAUCACUACUUAUUCAAACACAGAAACCAUCCUCGGAGGUCUCGAAGGAGUGCCUUUCACAUCACUAAGAGAUUAUCCGAUGAUGAUCGUGUGAUAUGGGCGGAACAACAGUAUGAAAAAGAAAGGAGUAAACGCUCCGUUCCAAGAGACUCAGCUCUGGAUCUCUUCAACGAUCCGAUGUGGAAUCAGCAGUGGUACUUGCAAGAUACAAGGAUGACUGCAACCCUGCCCAAGUUGGAUCUCCAUGUGAUACCUGUUUGGCAAAAAGGCAUCACAGGCAAAGGUGUUGUUAUCACUGUACUGGAUGAUGGCUUGGAGUGGAAUCACACAGACAUCUAUGCCAACUAUGAUCCAGAGGCCAGCUAUGAUUUUAAUGAUAAUGACCAUGAUCCAUUUCCCCGAUAUGAUCCCACAAAUGAGAACAAACAUGGGACCAGAUGUGCAGGAGAAAUUGCAAUGCAAGCAAAUAAUCACAAGUGUGGGGUCGGAGUUGCAUACAAUUCCAAAGUUGGAGGCAUAAGAAUGCUAGAUGGCAUUGUGACCGAUGCUAUUGAAGCCAGCUCAAUUGGAUUUAAUCCUGGGCAUGUGGACAUUUACAGUGCGAGCUGGGGCCCCAACGAUGACGGGAAAACUGUGGAGGGGCCUGGCCGACUGGCCCAGAAGGCUUUUGAAUAUGGUGUCAAACAGGGGAGACAAGGAAAGGGUUCUAUCUUCGUCUGGGCCUCCGGGAACGGGGGGCGUCAGGGCGACAACUGUGACUGCGACGGCUACACGGACAGCAUUUACACCAUCUCCAUCAGCAGUGCCUCGCAGCAAGGCCUCUCCCCCUGGUACGCAGAGAAGUGCUCCUCCACGCUGGCCACCUCUUACAGCAGCGGCGACUACACCGACCAGCGAAUCACGAGCGCUGACCUGCACAAUGACUGCACGGAGACCCACACGGGCACCUCGGCCUCUGCACCCCUGGCCGCCGGCAUCUUCGCUCUGGCCCUGGAAGCAAAUCCAAAUCUCACCUGGCGAGAUAUGCAGCACUUGGUUGUAUGGACCUCUGAGUAUGACCCAUUGGCCAAUAACCCUGGGUGGAAAAAGAACGGAGCAGGCUUGAUGGUGAACAGUAGAUUUGGAUUCGGGCUGCUAAAUGCUAAAGCUCUGGUGGAUCUGGCUGAUCCCAGGACCUGGAGCAGUGUGCCUGAGAAGAAGGAAUGUGUUGUCAAGGACAAUGACUUUGAGCCCAGAGCCCUGAAAGCUAAUGGAGAAGUCAUCAUAGAAAUUCCAACAAGAGCUUGUGAAGGUCAAGAAAAUGCUAUCAAGUCACUGGAACAUGUGCAGUUUGAAGCAACAAUUGAAUAUUCCCGCAGAGGAGACCUUCAUGUCACCCUCACUUCAGCCGCUGGAACCAGCACUGUACUGUUGGCUGAAAGAGAGCGGGACACAUCUCCCAAUGGCUUUAAGAACUGGGACUUCAUGUCUGUUCACACAUGGGGAGAGAAUCCCAUAGGCACCUGGACUUUGCAAAUUACAGACAUGUCUGGAAGAAUGCAAAAUGAAGGAAGAAUCGUGAACUGGAAGCUGAUCCUGCACGGGACCUCUUCCCAGCCAGAGCAUAUGAAACAGCCCCGGGUGUACACAUCCUACAACACUGUUCAGAACGACCGAAGAGGGGUGGAGAAGAUGGUGGAUUCCAGGGAGGAGCAGCCUACACAAGAGGACCUGAAUGGGUACGCUCAGGCAUCCCAAAGCCCCAGCAGCACCGGUGCAGUCGGGGGCAGAAGGGAUGAGUUGGCAGAGGGCGCCCCUUCUGAGGCCAUGCUGAGACUCCUGCAAAGCGCUUUCAGCAAAAACUCACCCUCAAAGCAAUCACCAAAGAAGUCCCCAAGUGCGAAGCUCAACAUCCCCUACGAAAAUUUCUACGAAGCCCUGGAAAGGCUGAACAAACCCUCCCAGCUUAAAGACUCUGAGGACAGUCUGUAUAACGACUAUGUCGAUGGCUUCUACAACAUGAAACCUUACAAGCACAGGGACGACCGGCUGCUCCAAGCUCUGGUGGACCUUCUGAGGGAGGAAAAUUAAAAUGUGUGCCGGUCUGAAGCUGGAGAUAGUCACGCUUCUUCCUUCCCUCUUAGAUUUUGCCUGUGUCUGAAGUGGGUGUUUUGUCAUUGAUUCUUCUGCUUCUAACAUCCUUUGCGGUACUUUUUCUUUUUCUCCCUAAACUGGAUAUUUGAAAGCUAGGAGCUCAAGCAGUAAAUCCAACUUCCUGAAUUGAUUACACUAAGCACGUCUUCCCUGCUUGCACAAGUCAAAUGUUUUGUUCUUUCUGGGGCCACAGUUCACACCUGGCCCUCGUACCACACGAGAACGCCUUCUCGGGCCUCCCAUUUCAUGUCUCAAAAUAGAAGGUACACAGGGCAAUAGAUUACUUUGACAAAGCAACCUGCCAAAAAAUGAAAGGAAGGAAGACAGGUUCUAAUAGCUUGUCCCCUGUCUUUGUCAUAUGGUUCUUCAAAUUUUGAUGCCAAAGAAGGGCUUGGAAAGUUUCUCAUGAAGGAGCUCUUAAUUAGAUUCAUAUACCGGGCUUUUCUGCUCCAAAGUGCUGCUCAUUCAGGAAGAGGCCGUUAGGUCAUUUUGGGGAAAGGCUGGGUUACUUAGAUCCAGAAAAAGGCCUCAAACCCUGCACUGGCUGGUGUGAGCAGUUUCAGAAUAUUCUUUGCUUGAUGUACCAUGGAGAGGCCUCCAUGGAUCUGAAGGUGAUCACGACUCAGGCUGUGAGCACCCGCCUUCCUCUCCUCCCCCUCACCUUCUCCUUUCUCAGCCACAAACUAAAUACAAAUUUGUAUUAGGGACUUGGCCAAUUCCUAGUCAUAAUUUUCUUUUUUUAAAUAGUCAUAACAGGAAACCACCGCUCAUAACAUGGAAAAGCAAUGUAAUAACAGGAAAAUGUUCAUCAUAGGGAGAGCCAAUGGAAGGUUUUGUUGUGUUUUAAAUUACAUUCAUUAGAGCAGAUUUUUCUGGAUCUUUGAGUUUUCAUUCCUUGAUACCGAAGGCGCUUCUCCAGUCUUACGGAUGAUAGUCUCCAAAUUCUCAAAUUGUUUCCAAGCUUCAACUCAGAGGACACAAGCUGGCCGCCCACAGGCAGCGUCUGACCCUCAGCUAUAUUUUGUUUGGCACGUUAAAUGUUUUAAAAAUGGGAGCGAUUAUUGAAACUAUGAGAUUUCACAUAAAGUCUGACUGUCAGAUGCAUCUUCCCUCAUAGCAGGGGCUGACCGGAGCUGAGUAGCAGCUGCCUAGAAGUUACAGACUUGGAUACACGUCCCCAUGGUACCCUGUUCACCCUUGCUGCUUAUCACAGCCACCUGACUGGUCUGCAUUCAACAGGCAUUUGAUUUUGCCUAUUCCUGCACUAAACGAACAUGCACAGUGUAAAGGCAUUAGGAAAAAAAAAUCCCCAACUUCUUUCAGGUAGGAACUAUAUGAUAAUCAAUAAUUACAAGAAUUUGUCAUGAUCUAAUUUAUUGGCCAAAAAAAAGAAAAGGUAUUUUAGACUCUUGAAAAUACCUCUGAAAUCUUGUUUGACUUACGUGUUCCAUCUCACCUCACCCAGAUGCUCACUUAUUCUUACUCAUGAAUUGCCAAGCCCCUAGGUCCCCGCUCUCACAAAGGCUCCAGUCACUGACAACACUGGCAUUCUCCCCCUCAGUCCGCUGUUUGCGAUUCUUCCAUGAGGUUUGAACUUCAUUAGGCCACUGGACCCAGAAGAGAACUCCACUGAACUAGAUCAGGAGAACCCAAGUCUGUCACUUGCUUUAAAGUGAAUUUGGUAAGACAGACGUUCACCCCUGAUUGUGCAGAAUGAGGGUAUUUCUAGAGCAAAACGCAGGAUGUAUUAAGGAUAUCCCCCUGAAAGAAUUGCAGUAUCUCUCUAUCAUGGAAGUAUCACAUGUUGCAUGAUUCACAGUGUUAAACAGAAUUUUGGAAAAUUGCAGCACAUCAAAAAGUAUUACAUAAAGCUGAAAAGUACCAGAGUUAUUAUGAAAAAAAUAAGUUUUCAAUGAGUUAAAAAUAAAUCAAUGAAAAAAUAAAGCUAAGUCCCAGAGAGGCCAAUAAAAAAUAACAGAUGAAAACUUCUCCUGACCCCAUUCCCAAACUAAUGCUAAUUUGUAUGAAGCUUUCUUUUUCAUCCUUCUAACAGUAUCUUUUUCUGGUUAAAACCCCCACCAACCAUUGGACCGUAGACCAAGGUUCAAUCAAGAGAAGCUUUAAUAGUUAAACAAAGUCAUGUUUGAAUGUUUCCAACCUGGACCAUAUUGUUCAGACUUGAAAUAUUUUUGUCAGUCUUUCUUAGUGCCUGUGUGGAUUUUUGUGAAAAUGUAAAAAGAGGACACUUAUAUAUUUCCCUCAGAAUUUUAAACUAUAUUUUCUUUACAGGUAUUUGUAAUGCUUUACCAAAUGCUUUUAUCAAACAGAAUUUUAAAAGGCAUAAUAAAUUAUAUUAAAAACCAAAAUUUUCCUGAGAGUAAGAACAUUUCAUCCAAUAAAAUAUUUUUGAAAGGCAUGUUCCUCUGUCAGUGAGAAAAAAAAGUGUAAUAUGUAUAUGUUGUGGUAUUAAAAGUGACAUUUGUCUCAUAACCUAAUAUAAUGUGUAGCUGAGUUUAACAUGUGUGGUCUUAGCAUUUUUAAAGGAACUCCCACAUUAUACGCUUGAUGUAUUAACCAG
Messenger RNA from Dama dama (fallow deer), 5130 nucleotides. RefSeq names its product proprotein convertase subtilisin/kexin type 1 (gene PCSK1). Gene Ontology annotation, biological process: protein processing. Lineage: Eukaryota; Metazoa; Chordata; Mammalia; Artiodactyla; Cervidae. The record is from RefSeq and is a predicted model, not a curated record. The transcript is spliced from 14 exons. The coding region runs from base 225 to 2489 and encodes 754 amino acids. Gene Ontology annotation, molecular function: serine-type endopeptidase activity. Gene Ontology annotation, cellular component: trans-Golgi network; Golgi membrane.